GAAUGGGAGCGGGAGGGGCUUACAUUGGGCAGACCCGCCCCCUCUCGGAGUGACGUCACCGGACAUACGCCAUUCCCGUGCCUGUGUUCACGGUGUACGCGCUGGAAAGCAUCCUUUCUCUGUGCGGCGGGUAGAUUCAUGCUGGGAGCGCGCUGAGCACUAUGGCGUCGAGAGUGUCCGAGCUGCGCGUUAUUGAUCUGAAGUCCGAGCUGAAGCGGAGGAACCUGGAUGUGACCGGGGUAAAGAACGUGCUGAUCGCUCGGCUGAAGCAGGCAAUUGAGGAAGAAGGGGGUGAUCCUGACAACAUUGAAAUAACUGCCAGUAGCGAUACUCCUUCAAAGAAACUGAUGAAGAACAAAGGUAGGAAACAAGAGGCUGAUGAGUCUGGCUGUGAAGCUUCUAUGGAAGAAGAUUCUACUAAGGACAAUGAGCUGGACUCACAAGAUGUAAGUGAUCAAGAUGGUAGUGAUGACAUAAAGGACUCUGAGGAGAAUGAUGAAGAAAUUUCUAAGUCUGUCACAGUACUAUCCACUGAAGGAGAGAAGAGCAGUGAAUCAAAGCUUAUCCAUCCAGACGAGGACACUGAGAGAGAACCUCAAAACCAAGAUAAUGAAAAUCAAGAUUCACAAACCUUUUCUGAUCAUGAUGUUGUUCCAGAUGAAGCAGAGGAUGACGAAAGUGAAAAUAAAGAUAUAACAGGUUCUGGUGAUGGUACACAUGAAGUUUCUAAACCUCUUCAUUCAGAAGAGAAUGGCUCAGAACUGGUUGCCAAAGAAGACAUGGAAGUUCACACAUCUCAGAAAGAAGCCGAGGAUGAUAAUGUAUCUGUCACAAUCCAGGCUGAAGAUGCCAUCACGAUCGAUUGUGAUGGGGAUGACCUCCUAGAAACAGGUAAAAAUGUGAAACUUGCAGAUUCGGAGGCAUGCAAGGCAAAGGAUCAACAGGAGAGAAGUGACCACAAGGAUGGCCUGGCGGAACUGAAAGAUGUUAAAUCCGAGAACAAAAAAGAUGACAAGAAAGAGGAGAAUAUUAAAGGAGAUGGUGCUAAGAAGGAAUCCAGAGAAGGUUCAAAGAAAGCUGAAUCUGGAGACAAAGACAAGGAUUCUCAGAAGAAAGGUCCCUCAUCUACUGGGGCUUCUGGUCAAGCAAAGAGUUCAUCCAAGGAUGCGAAAGACGGCAAAACCACAUCCAAGGAAGAUAAAGGAGGUAUUGGCAGUACAAGCUCAUUGAGGAAUCUUUGGGUCAGUGGACUUUCAGCUAAUACAAAAGCAGCGGACUUGAAGAAUCUAUUUGGAAAGUAUGGAAAGGUUCUUAGUGCAAAAGUAGUUACUAAUGCAAGAAGUCCAGGGGCAAAAUGCUAUGGGAUUGUUACCAUGUCCUCCAGCGCUGAUGUUUCUAGGUGCAUUUCUCAUUUUCAUCGCACAGAGUUGCAUGGUCAGCAGAUAUCUGUGGAGAAGUGGAAGAGUGAUACUUCAAAGAGAGACCAGAAGAAAGAGAGUGAUGAGAAAACUGGGCUAGGCAGAACAUCUGGAGAUAGGAAAGCCUCUGGAGGAGACAAAAGCAGCAAGCCCCUUGGUUCAGUUAAGAAGGAUGACAAAAAAUCUGACAAACCGGAAAAAAAAGAAAGCAAAGAUGGUAAGAAAGAUGGCAGAGACAAGACUGACAGUGGCGCUGGUGGUUCUAGUCAAGAUGCUUCAAAAAAGAAUGAAGAGCGGAAACGGCCAGGCAAACAUCCUGGACAGAUGGUGGUAAUAGACCAAACAAAAGGAGAUCAGUUUUACAUGAGGCCACAGAUGAGAAGAGGACGGUUUGACAAAUUGAGAAACAGGGAGAGGUUUUUUCCAAAUAAAAUGAAGUUCCGUGAGUUCAGAGACAAAAAAGACAUUUUGACAUUUGAAAAAAUGAAAGCGCAAAGACUGAGAGAAAAUGUAGAGCGAUUGGAGCGUUUGCAGAGAUACCACAGAGCGGUGGAGCUAAGAAGGCGUAGAGAGAUGGCUGAGCGAGAGAGGCGGGAGAGGGAGCGUGUUCGAAUAAUGCGAGAGCGAGAAGAACUUGACCGUCUACAGAGAGAGCGUGAAAGACUAGAAAUAGAAAGACAAAAACUUGAGCGUGAGAGAAUGGAGCGUGAACGCCUGGAAAGAGAGCGUAUUCGUAUUGAGCAGGAACGACGCAAAGAAGCAGAGCGCAUUGCACGUGAGAGAGAACAACUGCGGCGACAGCAAGAACAGCUUCGCUUUGAGCAAGAGAAGAGGAACUCCUUGAAGAGACCACGGGAUGUUGAUCACAGGCGAGAUGAUAACUUUUGGGGUGAGAACAAGAAAAUGGCUAUGGAAACAGAUUCCCGCUUCAACCAAGGGUCUGAAUACAACAGACAGCAGACAAGAUUCAAUGACUUUGAUCAUAGGGAGCAGCGUGGUCGAUAUCAAGAGGGUUCAUCAGCAUCUUUUGAAAGACGUGAACGCUUUGUGGCACAAGGCGAAGGCAAGAAACCCUUUACUAAGAACUUCAAUGAUACAAGAAGAAAUGAGGUGGCACAACCUCGAAAUGAACCACGGGACUCAGACAGAAGAGAUCGUGAUGAACGAAGGGCAGUUGUUAUAGAAAGAACAGGCACAAACAGAGCUGAUGGUCAAAGUCAUGAUCGGGGAAGGCUUGGUAACCCAGAUAUGCAACAAGGCCGACAUCAAAGAGAUGCUCCGGCCAACCCACAACGGGCAGCAAACUGGAAGGGAGAUGCUGCAAUGGCAGUAGAUAAGCGGGAAGCAAGAACGGACAGGCCCGGAAGAGAUUCAUCUGGUCAUUCCUCAAGGGGUGGUCAUUCCUCAAGGGGUGGUCAUUCCUCAAGGGGUGGUCAUUCCUCAAGGGGUGGUCAUGGUAAUCGUGGAGGUAAAUCUGGCUACCCUGGAAGAGAUGGUGAUCGGACAGUAAUUGUGGGAGACCGUGGAAGUGGUGGACAACAUUAUAAUGAAGGAAGACACCUCCCCCCUGGCCGGGAUAAUGCUGGCCCAAGAAAGGAUUGGCAUGGUCCCAGCACACGGGGAAGUGGAUACGAUGGUAGAAGGAUGGCAGAUAGUCGCAGUGGUGGCAUUAUGUCGUCGCAUACCAGUAAUGCGCCAAUCAACAGAGUUGUGCAGAUGCCAGGUGGAUCCAUACCUCGAGGAAGUGGCUCUGCGUUCAAGUCUUUUAAGGGAGCACCUCCAAGGAGAUAUUGAGUCUUCUGUUACCUGGUUUUCAAGAUAACUUAUUCAUUUCUUGUAAACUGUACUGAAAGCAACAGGGCCUUUAAUAAAGAUCUUAGUCCCGCUUCA
Molecule: messenger RNA, 3308 nt
Organism: Pseudophryne corroboree (corroboree frog)
Lineage: Eukaryota; Metazoa; Chordata; Amphibia; Anura; Myobatrachidae
Gene: SLTM
Product: SAFB like transcription modulator
Exons: 21
Coding region: 162-3212 (1016 amino acids)
Biological process (GO): regulation of mRNA processing; regulation of transcription by RNA polymerase II
Cellular component (GO): nucleus
Molecular function (GO): sequence-specific DNA binding; RNA binding
Source: RefSeq, a predicted model, not a curated record